AUGACAGACAGUGUCAGAGCCUUUCUCCGCAAUGUUGCGACGGGGAUCAAGGACUCCAUAUUGGGGAUUGGAACCAUCUCCAAGCUGGAUGCCCGCAUCCAGCAGAAAAGGGAGGAGCAGCGCCGGAGAAGGGCCAGCGGGGCUUUGGCACUGAGACGGGCCCAAAGUGAGGAGCGGAAACCAGAUAAUGACCCCAAAGUAGCCAGCAGGAUUUUUCAAUGCUGUGCCUGGAAUGGAGGAGUCUUCUGGCUCAGUCUGUUUCUCUUCUACCGGGUAUUUAUUCCACUGCUCCAGACCCUCUCAGCAAAAAUUAUCGGUGACCCCUCCCUUCAUGGCAGUGUCUGGUCAUGGUUAGAGUUUAUUCUGACAUCUGUCUUCAGUGCUCUCUGGGUUCUCCCAUUGUUUGUCCUCAGCAAGAUUGUCAAUGCCAUCUGGUUUCAGGAUAUAGCAGACUUGGCAUUCGAAGUAUCUGGCUGUAAAGCGCAGCCAUUUCCUAGCGUGAGCAAGAUCAUUGCCGAUAUGCUCUUUAACCUGCUCCUCCAAGCGCUGUUCCUCAUCCAGGGUAUGAUUGUUAGCCUAUUUCCCAUCGAUGCCAUUGGACAGAUGGUCAGCCUUCUCCACAUGUCUCUUCUCUAUUCCCUGUAUUGUUUUGAGUACCGCUGGUUCAACCAUGGCAUCGAGAUGCACCAACGGCUGUCCAAUAUUGAGAGGAAUUGGCCCUAUUACUUUGGCUUUGGCUUGCCCAUGGCUCUGCUGACUGCCUUGCCUUCAUCGUACAUCAUCAGUGGCUGCUUGUUCUCUAUACUCUUCCCUCUAUUCAUCAUCAGCGCUAAUGAAGCCAAGACACCAACAAAGCUGUACCAUUUUCAGCUGCGUCUUUUCUCACUGGUGGUGUUGAUCAGCAACAAGCUUUUCCACAAGACGGUCCACUUGCAGUCUUCGUUGACGGCAUCGGCAUCCUCAGAGAAGCUCACACCCCCUCACAACUCCCCCGUCCGACUGAGACCUUUGCCCACCCAGUGA
This is a messenger RNA of Nerophis lumbriciformis (worm pipefish), 1023 nucleotides long. NCBI's taxonomy places the organism in Eukaryota, Metazoa, Chordata, Actinopteri, Syngnathiformes, Syngnathidae. The record is from RefSeq and is a predicted model, not a curated record.